AUGAAAAUGGUGACGGAAUCUAAUAGAACGCGGAAAGGGCCGCUGUCUGGAGAUCGCCAGGGCGCGUCUGGAGCUGGCGCUGAACACGACAGCAUGCGAACCGCUAACCGAGAGCGAUGUGCCGCUCGAUCUCCAGCAGCCCCUCGCAUCCAUCAUCCCCACCAGCUGGCUUGGUGGCCUUCGGGGUCUUCGCGCUCAAAUAUAUUUGAUAUCAGCGAACUUGAACAGCUACGGCGUGAGGCUGUUCCCUCAUCAGAUGAAAAUGCUACAGCUGAGGAUGUGGCGCCACAGCUAGCAGAGCAACCGGCAAACGUGGAUGCCGCCGUGAAUACCCCAGUUGUGGUUAAUUCAAACGAUGAUGGAACAGUCGCCCAAGAACUGGAAAUGGAGAAAAUGAGGAGUAUGUCGGAAGAGGCGAUUGCGGAAACGCGCAGUACGCCUCUCGAAAAUCGACCGCGACUUCCCCGCAUAGCCUUAAGCAAGCGGAAUUGA
This is a messenger RNA of Parnassius apollo (apollo), 492 nucleotides long. NCBI's taxonomy places the organism in Eukaryota, Metazoa, Arthropoda, Insecta, Lepidoptera, Papilionidae. The record is from the annotation of a GenBank genome assembly.